Symbiodinium sp. CCMP2592 is the source of this 810-nucleotide messenger RNA. Lineage: Eukaryota; Dinophyceae; Suessiales; Symbiodiniaceae. The record is from the annotation of a GenBank genome assembly.
AUGUCUCGGUCUUCCGGCCCGUCCGGCCCAGAGACGAGCGCUGGUCCGGGCGGAGGCGUCGGAGGCGAUGGGGAUGCAGGCAGCGGGGAAGCCUUCGGCUUCGAGGCUUGGGCACAUGCCGGGCCUGCGGAUGGCGCUGCGGGAUCUGCAGGGGCCGUCGAGUCCUGGCCGAGUUGGCCGAGCGCUGAUGGCGCAGCGGGGAGCGCGGAGCGCGCCGAGCGCAGCUCGGAUCGAACGGAAGCCUUCAGAGCCGGGGAUGGGGCAGCGGGAUUGGCUGGAGAACGCGAGACGGACGCGCACCCUCCGUCUCGUCGCGGACCAUCAGGGCACCUCGGUUCAUCAGGAGGCGGCGAUGGUGCUGCUGGUAGAAGCGGUGGAAGCGAGUCCGAAGUCGGACACGUUUCGCAGUCCUUGGGUGGAGAUGGUGCUGCAGGCCGUGCCCGUGAAGGAGAUUUUGGUGGUGGAGCUCCCAGCGUGAGCCCAGAAGCUCCGAAUGAGGGCCAUCCGAUGCCAGACGAAGCGGACCGUGCUGCGGCACCACCUGCUGGGAUCUCGCAAGGGCAGCCCCGCCAAAUUCACGAACAAGAAUCUGAGGAGUUUUCGCCAGACUCCGCGUCGCAGGACUUCGAAGAUGUCCAGCCGCAGUCCUUGGACGAUGCUUUGCUGUCUCUUGUCAGCCACAAUGGUCGGGGGCAUGAUCGCCAACAAAGUGGUGAGCGUGAGGGCUCGGUGCCAGAGUUCGAUGUGUCCGAGGCACCCAGCAGGAGCUCUUCCGACUCGAGCUGUGCGCGCGAGGAAGCUGUGAUGUGA